This is a messenger RNA of Vavraia culicis subsp. floridensis, 2829 nucleotides long. RefSeq lists its product as uncharacterized. The record is from RefSeq and is a predicted model, not a curated record. NCBI's taxonomy places the organism in Eukaryota, Fungi, Microsporidia, Pleistophoridae. Gene Ontology annotation, cellular component: cytosol. The transcript has a single exon. Gene Ontology annotation, molecular function: GTP binding; GTPase activity. The coding region runs from base 1 to 963 and encodes 320 amino acids.
AUGAGAUCAGUUCUUACCAAAGAAAUCAUAAGAAGGCGAUUCGGUGAGCCUGUGUCUCUCAAAUCAAAAAAAGAAAGCUUCUGCUCCUCCAUCAACCAUCAGUUCCACAUUUCGGCAGUGAACAACUUUGCAGCGAAGAAUGUUCCCAAUCCAUGCAAGCACAGCUCGUUUCCAGACCCGUACAUAUCAUACAUACAAUUCCUUGCGUGGCAGAGCAAUACGGUUGCUGAAAUGAACAGGAAUGUGUGGAUGCAGUUUUGGAUUGCUGUUGAUGCGUGUGAUUUUGUCUGUGUUGUUGUUGAUAGCAGGAACGUAGACUUCUUUUUUGAAGAAGAGUUACUUGAGAUGGGAAAGCCAGUGAUUCUGAUCAUUAACAAGUAUGACUUGCUGAAUGAAAGCGUUACGAGUGGUGAAGAUAGCAGCAAAAGGACGAGAACAUACGGAGACCGUAUUUUUAAGACAUUUAAGUUUUCUAACGUUGAUAAACAUGUCAACAAUGAGUUCUUGGAAUUUCUCAGAUCACAGGAUAAUAAGAGGUACGCCAUGAUAGGUUAUCCGAAUGUGGGAAAGAGCACCUUAAUCAAGACAAUAUCUAACCAUGUUAAGAUAAAGAUAAGCAACACGCCAGGAAAAACCAAAUUUGUGCAGUCAUACCAGUUCACCGGCACACUCUUUCUUGAUGUGCCAGGAUUGGUGUUUAAAAGGCAUUCCAGAGAAGAACUGCUUAUUUAUAAUAUAAUCAAUGUUGAUCAAAGCAAAAUAAAUUACGAAGGGCUUUUCAUGCUGCUAUUGCAAAAAAUAAGCCGUAAACAAAUGUGUGAACAUUUCAAGAUCAAGCCACUAAGCAACAGAUGCACGUUGGAUGACCUGCUAGCAGAGAUAGAAAGGCAAAGAAAAUGGUCAAAAGAACGAUUCUUCAGACAAUUGCUGAAAGAUUUCUUUGAUGGCAGGAUAAAGCAAUGAGUUGUAUGCAAAGAAUGCAGCGGUACAUGUUAUCGAUCAUUACGGUUAUAUACCACAGCAUUUCUACGGUGUAUCGUUCAAAUUUUCAUUUCGAUAAAAUAUUUGCUAUUUUUAGCUGAUUUGUGCGUUUCUAACAACAUAUUUGUCUGGGAGGAAUAGUUGAUCAUUAUCACCUGCUGUUUCGCACAAUAUGCACAGAUUGCUCCAUUUGCCAUUCUUGAAACUUAGUACCAAUACGUACGCUGGUUGCUAAAUUAUUGGUGUGCAUCAUUUGGAUGUGCAAUAUGCACAGCAAAAGCAUGCACAACAAUUGGAAGGUAUCACUGGUGAACAAAUCACGAAUAAUAUCGGUAAAAAAUCUUAAACUAAUGGUAGAGAACCACAUGUGUGCAUUUCAUUAUUAAUCUAAAAAUUGGAUUAUUCAUCAUAAGCUGUAAAUGGAACAUCACAUUUUGUUUUAUUAACGUAAAUAUCAUUUUCUAUUAAUUUUGUUCUUGAUGGUAGCCUGGAGCGUGAUUGCGAAUGUGUUUGCUUGCCGAGAGCUAUAUUUUUAUGUAGUGAGUAAGUGCAGGUAAAAGUGUUCGAUCUGCAGUUCUUUUAAGCAUUUAAUUCGUUCGUUACGAAUAUUACGACAUGCUGUGUGGUUAGUGGAAGUAUCACCAUUCAAAACUCGAAAACUUGCAGAUGUAAACAACAGACAGGGUUAGCGAUGCAAGUGCAUUUAAUAGCAUUAUCUGGUACUUUACAAACAACACCAUCUAAUUUUAUCAAACAUACCUUCUUAGUUUGUUAGAAACAGCCAUAAAUAUAUUAGUAUUAUGAAAGACCUCAGCACACCAAUCAGCACUAAAACUCAGUAAACACUUGAGCAAUACCUUUACGGGCAUCCUCACAACAAUAGAAAAGCAUGCUGCAACCGCAGCGGUGACCUUAACGUUCAAGCCGUGACUUGCACCACAUCCUCCGACCAGGAACACUUUGAGAAACCCUUCUUCUUGAGAUUUUACAGAUGAAAUAACUCCAGAAAACUUGAAACUAGCCGAGAAAACGUGUUCAAAAUUUGGCCUAUCACUGGUAUGUCCAGAUGGUGUGCCAUGCCGAAGCAUCCUUGGAAUCACCCCUUUUACCGAUGGCUAGUUCACUGAAGUAGCUUCAUCGUGCCUCUUCGAUAUUCUUGUGCUAAACACGGGCUCACUGCAGCAUUUGUCGUAUAUUAGACGAGCACCCGCACUCAUUCUGCUGGAGAUGGUCCCAGAUACGUAGAAUAGAAAUAUUUUAUUUACAAUCCUCUGUUUGGCAUUUGAACCAGUCGAAAGUAUUGUUUUAGAUCGUGGUCAUCGCACGUUAUUUUAUGAAAACCUUCUGAUUUAAAAUCCAACGUGAUGCAACUGUUUAGCCCAUUCAUAAUCUUAUGUAAUCCGAAUGGUCUUUUUACCACUUUAAACCUUUGGUUUAAUCCUCCAUGUUUAAAAUCUGUGUAAUACAAACGACCCAUGGCUUCAUCAAGCUCCCAAAUUACACCAUGUUUUGUUAGAACGGUGAUGAAGUCAUCUCUACUCAGUCCUGCAAAUUCUAGCAUAAAAACAUCGGCAAAUUGUUCCUCAACGAGUGUGAGCUCUUUAGCCUGGUUUUCGCCAACGAAGAAAUCAGGAACAGCCAUGCUUUGUAAUUUGAAAUAUUCCGAAACGACAGGGAGUAUGAAUAAGAGCAUGUAUUUUUGAAUGCAAUUUUUUAUAUACAUGAGAUGAAACUUAACGGAUGAAUUACAGCUUGUAAUGAUAGAUUAUCGCUGUUAUAAAAGCGAAAUUUAAAAAAGUAAUAGCUGUAACAAAAUGGCAUGUGUGACAAAAUAAAUUUGAAUUUUGU